Molecule: messenger RNA, 1893 nt
Organism: Quercus robur (English oak)
Lineage: Eukaryota; Viridiplantae; Streptophyta; Magnoliopsida; Fagales; Fagaceae
Product: WRKY transcription factor 1-like
Exons: 5
Coding region: 434-1699 (421 amino acids)
Biological process (GO): regulation of DNA-templated transcription
Molecular function (GO): DNA-binding transcription factor activity; sequence-specific DNA binding
Source: RefSeq, a predicted model, not a curated record
AAGCGCAAAGACGUAAAAAGAGAGCACAGACAAUAAUAAUUCCUACUCCGCUCGCUCGCUCAUCGUCUCCUCCUCCCAAUCCCAAUCCCAAUCCAAACUCGAUAUUUUUGGGAUUCGACUUGGAAACCUCUUCUCUCUCCAUCUCAAUCUGGAACUGGACCCCACACAAUCGACGGUUGGAAUCCCGAGAGACUUGAUGAUCGACGGCAGUGAUUAAAUUAAAACGAAAAACAAAAAAACAAUAGUCAAAGAGAAGAAACGGUUGCACGUGGAAUUGGAGCAGCUGAUCAGGAAUUGCAGCAGUUGGUUUAGAACUCCGAGGACGAGGAGACGAAGGUCUGAACAACUGGUAGCAUGUGGGAUUUCAAUCACAGUAAGGACAUCCUGAGUUAAAUUGAACUCUUCUGUUUCCACUACCAAUUAUCAGAUUCACAUGAUUUCUUCGGGGGAAUGUGCACCAGAUGAAGGUGCUUCAGAUAAAAUGCAGCAUAGACAGAGCUCUGAUGGUGGAAUUGCAUUGGAUCAGAUACCUGAUGAUGGACUUCAAGCAAAACAAUCAGAUCAAGAAGCAGGCACUCCCUCGUCAAUACCUGAGAAAGCUUCACAGGCACCUCAUGCUGCAGUUCAGACAAGUCAAUCAGAUCAAGAGCAAAGUCCUUCCUCUAUAAUUUCUGAGAAAGGAUCACAGGCCCGUGAUCCUAGUAACCUUACAUCACAAUCGGGUCAGGAAGGAAGCACACCAUCUGUAAUUCGUGAGAAAGUGGUGACAGAAGAUGGAUAUAAUUGGCGGAAAUAUGGACAGAAACUUGUUAAAGGAAAUGAAUUUAUACGGAGUUAUUACAAAUGUACACAUUCAAGGUGUCUGGUGAAAAAGCAACUGGAACGGACACAUGGGGGGCAGAUUAUUGAUGCUACCUACUUUGGUCAGCAUGUUCAUCCCAAACCUGAACUUAUUGUCCCUGGAUCUGUUGGUUUAGCCUUGUCCGUUGUAGAUGAAAAACCAAAUGAGCCUUCUUCAAUUGGUGCGACAGACAAAUCAUUGGUUGAGUAUGGCCAAACACCUCAUCAAAUGAAGCCAGUAGAUGCCUCUCCAUCUCGGUGUUCAAUAGUUGCAGUAAGUGAUGACAUGAAAGGGGCACUUUCACAAACAAGUAGGAUAAGGAAUGAGGUUGUUGAUGAUGAUCUAGACUCAAAAAGACGGAAAAAGGAAGAGUGUAAUGUUGCCGUUUCAGCGGAGAAGCCUAGUGGUGAACCACGUUCUGUUGUUCAGACUUUGAGUGAGGUUGAUAUUGUAAAUGAUGGCUACCGCUGGCGCAAAUAUGGGCAGAAAAUGGUGAAAGGCAAUCCAAACCCGAGGAGUUACUACAGAUGCUCAAAUUCUGGAUGCCCGGUUAAAAAACACGUAGAGAGGGCAUCUCAUGAUCCAAAAGUGGUUAUAACUACAUAUGAGGGACAACAUGACCACGACAUGCCUGCUGCAAGGAUUGUUACCCAUAAUACAGCUGGAUCACAUGUUCACACAACAGCCCAUAACGGUGAGGCAGGCACUAAAUCAGAGGAAGUAGAUGCUGUUUGCACUGAAGAUGAGGAACUGAAGGACAAGCGUAGUAGAACUAAAUCAGAAAUGAAUGGCAAGCCAGGGAUUGAGACAAAUAUAAACGAGCGACAAACGCCAAAUCCAGAACCUGUCCAAAGCUGAUUCAUGAUGCUGUUUCUGGUUGCGGCAAGUCAAAGCCUGUAUGGACGAUGUUUAUUCACAUGGAUUGGGAUGGACAUGUAGCUUAUAGGAAUGCUAGAAGAGCACCAACAGGUGUUUUAAAAUAUGUGUCAAAUAACAACAGUACAACACAGAAUUUUUCUGAAUUUAUAAUAUAUAUGAUAGAUGUUUUAGUA